Molecule: messenger RNA, 2102 nt
Organism: Diorhabda carinulata
Lineage: Eukaryota; Metazoa; Arthropoda; Insecta; Coleoptera; Chrysomelidae
Product: probable cytochrome P450 6a14
Exons: 9
Coding region: 462-1994 (510 amino acids)
Molecular function (GO): iron ion binding; oxidoreductase activity, acting on paired donors, with incorporation or reduction of molecular oxygen; heme binding
Source: RefSeq, a predicted model, not a curated record
CAACUCACGUGUGAAUAACUUUUUAUAGUGAUUUAUUGUAUUCAAAAUAACAUGAUUUUAACGAUGAACCUAUUUCUGUCUCCUUAUGUCCCCCUUAUGCAAUAGAUUUUAAAACCGGUUUGCCACCAUUUUCUUUAGAAUAUAUUUAAAUAAUCGUACCUUGCGUAUUAUCUAUCAUUAUAACAUACGAUUUCCUUGAGAUUUCGAGGUCAAUAUAACAUAUAAUUAUGUGCAGUAAUCUGCUAAGUUCAAAGUAAACAAAUAAAUAUAUAUGAAGUAUUAGUGAUUAGUCGCAAUUUUGAAGUAUUUUUAUAAUUGAUAAAGUUUUUAUGUGCGGUUGCCGAUUGUAUCACAAAUAAACAACGUAACCUCAAAUUUUUUGCGUAAACUCAGGAAAAAUUCGUUCCUGGAUGGUUUUUCUACCAAAAAUAUAAAAUUUAUAAAAGAAAAAACAAAAAAAUAUGUCGAUUAUAACCGGAGAUAUUCUAUUUAAUUUGAUAACGAUAAUUAUUGGUGUCGUAACAGCAGUGAUAAUUUAUUGUAAAUGGUCGUUUCAAUACUGGAAAGACCGGGGUGUAACUCAUCUAGAGCCAAAGCUAAUAUGGGGAAAUCUUCGUCCUCCUCAUAGGAGAAUUAUUUCUAUUGGAGAUGAGGUAGCGGAACUUUACAAAAAAGCCAAACAGAACGGAUGGAAGCAGCUGGGAUUUUAUAACAUGACUGAACCAAUCUACAUGCCGAUAGAUUUGAAUAUUUUGAAACAUAUCAUCACAAAGGAUUUCAGUCAUUUCGUCGAUAGAGGAUUGUAUGUAAAUGAGAAAAAUGAACCAAUAUCUGCUCAUCUAUUUGCAAUUGGUGGAACAAAAUGGAGGAAUUUGAGAAUCAAAUUCACACCCACAUUCACCUCAGGAAAAAUGAGAACAAUGUUCAAAACUAUCACUGUUUGCGGUGAUCAACUCAACAGAUAUUUGAUAGAGAAGAUAACUCUUCACGAACCUGUUGAUAUUAAAGAUAUCUUGGGAAACUUUUCGACUGAUAUCAUCGGAUCAUGCGCUUUUGGUUUGGAAUGUAACAGUUUUAAAGAUCCUGAUAGUCCGUUCAGACAAAUAGGGAGAAAAGUGUUCGAUAGAACCCGCUUUGAAAACUUAAAAUUCAUAUUUGCUAAUAACUUUCCAAAAGUAGCAAAUCUUCUAGAUAUACGCUUACUUGAUGCGGAGGUGUCAAAUUUUUUCACUAAAGUGGUUGCUGAUUCAGUUAAAUAUAGAGAAGAGAACCAUGUGCAUCGUAACGACUUUUUACAAUUAUUGAUUGAAAUAAAGAAUCAAGCAAAAGAUGGAGAAAGAUCAGGAGAUGGUUCUACUUUAACCUUGGAUGAGAUGGUGGCUCAAAGUUUUGUAUUUUUCGUCGCUGGGUUCGAAACUAGCUCCACAACCAUGACUUAUGCCCUUUAUGAACUUGCUAGAAACCCAGAUAUUCAGCGGAAAGUACGAGAUGAAAUCAAUUUUAUUCUAAACAAGUACGGUGGUGAAGUUACUUACGAUUGUUUGAGUGAAAUGAAGUAUUUGUCACAAGUUAUUGACGAAACACUUAGAAUGUAUCCAGCUGUUCCUUUCAUCACUAGAAAGUGCGUAGAAGAAUAUGUAGUUCCGGAAACGAAUUUAAAAAUGUCUAAAGGUACAAGAGUUUGGAUUCCCAUAAAAGGAAUACAUUACGAUGAAGAUUACUACUCAAAUCCGAAAGUUUUCAAUCCUGAGAGAUUUUCUGACGAGAAUAAACGAAACAGAAAUCAAUAUGCUUUUAUACCAUUUGGAGAAGGACCAAGAAUGUGCAUAGGUAUGCGUUUUGGAAUUGUACAAACUAAAGUUGGUUUGAUCAAUGUUCUAAGGAAUUUUGAAAUAAGGAUUGAUAAAAAGACGAAAACUCCAUUGGAAACAGACAUAAAUAGUUUCAUUCCUAAAGCAGAAGGUGGAAUUUGGUUGAACAUGGAAAAAAUAUAACGUAAAAGAUGAAGAAAAACUUGUUGAUCUAAUUCAUAUUAUCUUUUUAUUAAUGUAUUAUUAGAUUAUUUUUUUGCAAGAAAAAAUCAUAUUAAAAUCUGAAGUACA